Molecule: messenger RNA, 1291 nt
Organism: Sphaerulina musiva SO2202
Lineage: Eukaryota; Fungi; Ascomycota; Dothideomycetes; Mycosphaerellales; Mycosphaerellaceae
Exons: 1
Coding region: 199-1140 (313 amino acids)
Source: RefSeq, a predicted model, not a curated record
GCUUACCUACUACUGCAGUGAUAGUCGUGUUACACACACACGGUUGAAGCAUUGUCUAUCUAUCUGUCUAUCAGUCGCUAUCGAGAUACCAGCCUUCUGUUUUGAGACGCAGUGGAACAGAAGAGAACAGAACAAGAGCUUUUUCAGACAUAUUUUCUUUCUCGCCACCUACUCACCUACUCAAUCAAUCAAUACACCAUGGCGACCACAACAACAACAACAACUCUUCACAAUGUGGACUUGCGAAACCACCAUCUCGAAAAAGACCCUUGCAUCAUCAAUACCGUCUCAUUUCACUCCGACGACAACUCUUCUUCGGAUGUAGACGACGAAUCACAAUUGCAAAAACACCACCACGAAAAACCCAAAUCGGAACACUACGAACUCAUUACCCAUCAUCAUCACGAUCAUGAUUACCACCCUCUCCGCACACAAAUCACCUCUCAAACCCACGAUUUUAUCCUCACCCACUGGUCCUUUUCCUCUUCUUCUUUUUCAGCUUCUUCUUCAGCAACCUCAUAUCUCAAAACCGACCUCCCCGGUCUCGCAAGCAAAAUUUUCCCCUCUGCUCUCGACGACCGUAUACAUCUUCUCGCGAGAUUAUUUUCUGUGGUGUUUUUAUUGGGCGAGGAAAUUGAUGCGAUUGUACGUUGCGAUUAUCAUGAAAAUGAAAACGAUGAUGAAAGGGAUGAGAGGGAUGAUGAAGAAAGGGAUGAAAGGGAGGGGGUAAGAAAGGAAAUUAUACAAUUUUUGAAAGGAGCUUUUAAUGGAGUGGAUGGAAGAAGGAGAAAUCUUGAUCGAGAGGAAGAAGAAUGCGAAGAAGAAGAAGAAUUCCCUCUCGUCUGGAUGUUAAAUCACGUCUUGGAUGAAAUGGCCAGUCAUGCAUAUUUGCUCGUCAUGGGGGAAGUCCAAGAGGCGAUUUGGAGAUUUUUGGGGAUUGCGGGGAGUCAAAGGAGGGGAGAAAAGAAUGAUGAUGAUGAUGAUGAUGCAUUGUUGAGAUUUCGAGCAAAAUUUGUGGAUGCGGGAAUGUGGUUGCCUUUGUAUCGGUUUGCUACGGGCGGGAUGGUGGAUGAGGAGGAGUUUGGGUUUGGUGGGGAGGAGAUGGUGGAGUGGAGUGGAGUGGUGGGAGGGGGAUCUUGAAGAUUUGAUUGAUUUUUUUUGUUUUUGAGCGCUUGAGCGUUGGAGUGGGUGUUGAUGGACCAUGUGAUCGAUCUCAUAUCAUGGUCUGCUACAAUAUUAUAAUCGCUUUAUUCUUUCUUUCUUCUGCUAUAUGAUAAUACCUAGUAUUGGC